This is a messenger RNA of Chironomus riparius, 3229 nucleotides long. NCBI's taxonomy places the organism in Eukaryota, Metazoa, Arthropoda, Insecta, Diptera, Chironomidae. The record is from the annotation of a GenBank genome assembly.
AUGGCUUUUUCAACCAUUUAUCCUUAUCGAAAAGGAUUUAAAUCGCAAUUUAAAAAGGGAUCUAGUACAAUUAAGCGCUAUGAAUCAGCAGAUACUCGAAUUUGGUCAAAUGAUGUCUUACUACGAUCCAUUGGUUUACGAGAUAAAUUGACUUGUAAUGAGAUUAAUCAGUUCACAUGUGAUGAGAAUAGCUCGUUUGAAAUAGGUCGACUUGUGACUGAAAUUAAGCAGAAAGAUGAGGAACUUGAUAAAAUCCACAGCAUGUAUAAAGUUAUGUCUAAGAAACUUAAGGAUAUGGAACAAGCCAACAAAUCCAGCAAAGUUUUUGAAUUACAAGAUGAUCAGGACACAAUAGAAGUAGUUGAAGAUUACGAGACAGUCAAGAAACGCACUGAAAAGUACGAAGAAAUAAUCAAGGAACGUGACGAACUCAAACUAGAAUUGUCAAAAAUGGCAAAUGUUGAGGACUUACUUAAGAAAAUGAAAAUAAGAGCUGAUGAGGCAGAUCAGAUGGAAAAAGAAAUUAAGCAGCUCAAAAAUGAUCUUCAAAGAUGUGGACAUGGCGGGUCAGGCGAUAGAUUAAAAAUAGAACCGAAUCGUGUAAAUUCAGAGACACAAUGCAGUCAGUGCCAAAAAUUUAUUGUGGAAUUAAGAGAAAGUAGGUCAAUGCUUGAGUUGAAGGAACGAAAGUGCAUUGAAUUUGAGGCUGAGAGGAAUUUUUAUAUGCAACGUGCUGAGAUGAUAAGGUGUAUGGAAGCUGAGCUGAUUCUUUAUAAGACCAAAUACGAAGAAUGUGAAUGCAAGCUGCUCAGUUUGAAGGAAGUAGUCAUCAAAGCUGAAAUUAAUGAGAUGAAAUUGCGUGCAUCACAGAGCAAAUUGAAGACUAUGGAAUAUCAGCUAUUAGAAUCGGAACAGCAGAAUGAAUGUCUUAUAGGCAAGAUAGAGCAACUAGACAUGGACCUUAAAGAACGUGACGUUUACAUCAAUUCCUUAAAUCAUCGUCUUAGUAAAAGUUUCCGCCCAUCAUCCAAAAAGGCAAUAAAAUGUGUACCUGGAAAAGUACAGUCGAUAGUCGAGAAAAUAAGCAAGGAAUCGUCAAAUGUCAGCACAUGUAAAUGCAAUAUGAAGAAUUGUCACUGUUUAAAUGUCACUAAAUCACUUUGUACUUCUUCAAAUGAGUCAUCGAUUAAUACAGCUAGCGAGAACUUGAUCCUUAAUGAGUCAUAUUCGUCUAGUGACUGCUUAAAAAAUGAAUCAACGUCCAUGUCGGAAACUGAAAGGCUUAAAGAGGAAAUUUCAUGUGAAGAAAUAAGGCUUUUAAGGGAACAAAAUAAGGAGCUGGAUAAAGAAAUUAAAAGAUUAAAGGAACAGCUAUGCUGUGUAUCACAACUUUUAGAGGCAAUUGAAAGUCAGCGAUCGUCAAAUUGUGGAUUAGAAAGUGAAAUGAAUGAGCUAAAAUCAAGGCACAGUCAGGAAUUGGAAGAGAUUAAUUCCAGCUAUCGUUCCUCAAUAUGCCAAAAAAUGACCGAGAUCCAGUCAAUUGAGGAUGAAUUAAAGGCACAAAUUGAACAGAAAUGUGAGCUCGAAAAGAGACUCUCUGAGUCUGUUGAGGAACUAAAUGGCAUGGAAAAAUAUAAGAAUCAAUGUAAGGAACUGCGUGAAUCCAUAGCAAGCUUAGAAAUAUCACAUGAAAAGAGAUUAAAGGAAGUGGAAGCAGCUAAGCAUGAAUGUGCCAAAAUUCAUGAUGAAAACUCGAAAUUGACAAAAUCUAUUAAAGAAUUGAAUGCGACUGUUAAUGAAUUAAAGGAAAUGAACAGUAAGAAAGAGAAUGAGAAAAUUUCGUCAGCAGCACAACGAAAUAUGAUCAAGAACUCAGUAAUUGAGAUUAAAAGAUAUAAUAAAGAAAGAGCAUUUAUGAUCCAGAGCUAUGAAAAGAAAAUAAGAAUGCUAGAGGCUGAAAAUGAGAGCCUUAAAUGUUUAAGGGAUAAAUAUCUUAAUGAAAAGUCCAAUAAGAAUCAAGUGACAUUCAAUUCUGAAGAUAUUCUUAUUGAAAAAUUAUAUACUUUCGGCAUGAGUUCACUAGAUUGUGAUGAAUUAACAGAACUACAUGAUCGUAUCCGUGUUGCUAUGAUGAAAAUAUCAAGGAAGGAUACAUAUCCAGAUAUUGGUGCUAGUUAUUCAAAAAUGAUUGAGCAAUUGUGUCAAAAAUACAAUAUUGGAUCAUCCAAGCAACUUUUAAUUGACAGUUUACCAGUUCGUGACAAAAAGGACAUAGAUUUAUGCUCUACAAUCACAUAUCCCAAGAGUCGACGAUUGAGAUCCAGGAACUUACAGAAAAGACGCUCAAAAUCUACAGAAAUUACAAAAUGAUAAAUUUAUUUAAAUUGAAUGUAACAAAAAAAAAAAAAUUGAGGAUCUCCAUAAAAAUUGAGCUUUAACUAUAUCGAUUUAGGAAUUAUUAUUUGGUAAAAACUUAGCUGUUUUGAUCACAAAACUUAUUAUUGGUCUGUAGAAGUUUCUGGAAGUGAUACAAAACUUGAGUUGCUGCUGCUGCUGCAUGAUGAAUAUGAAUUCAUUGGGUUUUGUUUAAGACUCUCUAUUGCAAAUCCGAUUGGAUCUAAUGUAAUUUGUGCUGGAAGUGACUGUCGACGGUUAGUCUUAACACGUGAAACUUGACGAAUGAUUUCUGGGGAUAAUGGAACUGCAUAAGUUUGAUGUUUCUCUUUACGCUGGAAAAAUGUCUUUAAUCCAUUUCGUUGCUUCUCUUCUGGUGACCAAUGUGUGCAUACUUUAGACGAAACAUGUUUGAACUUAUCACCUGAAUUCUGGAUCUUUUUAUUUGAACAAUUUUCAUUGCUUGGCGUUUUCUGCAAAUUUGUUGAAUUAUCUUUUGUUGGUGUCAAGAACUUCUUUGGAUCACGUCGAUACGGAAUAGAUACAGGUAUUUUCUGGAAGAAUUCAACUACUUUUAACCACAUAAACAUUAAAAUUGCAAACAAAUCUCUUACACUAGACAUGAUUACUGAUUUUCCAGCUUCUUGCUUCGAUACAGCGUUGAUAACUGAAGAGUUUUCGUCAAAUUCGUUGUCUUGAAUGACAUUGUCCAUAUUUUGGUUCAUUUUGGUUUGUUUUAACUAUAUAAUACUGGUAAAGUAAACUAGUAUACCUUUUGGUUAAUCAAACUAAGGGAAUUUGACAGAAAACCGAUUUUUCGUAGCUUAACAACUUG